AUGGGUCAAAUGUCAAACGUGCAAGUCAGGGUAUGCACAACGGUGUCCAUUCCAACAUCUCCAGUUGCCACAACAACAAAAGACAUCUUCAAGGAGCACAAUGGUCUUCACCGCUCACUCUCUAGCAAGGACCUUCAUAAUAGAGCCACUGGUAUCCAGAGGUCCUACUCUGAUAACCACCUUUGUUAUUCUGUAAACUGUAUUCAAGCCACAGCAACACAACCAGAACAAAAGAACAGUCGUUCAAUGGGAAUUUUCCCAUUUCAAUUAUCUGGCUCCAUUAUUCCAAAUUCAGUUCGAUCAUUCUUGUUUGACCCGGAGACUAGUAAGGGCAUGAAUGUAGUUGAGAAAGAUAUGAAUAUAGAGGAGAACUCGGUGAAUAGUAGCGAAGGAGAGGAAAGAAAGAGAUUGAAUUGGGUGGAGAGGCUGUUGGAAUUAAGAAGUCAUUGGAGAGAUAGGCAGCAGAAGGAGAGUGUGGAUAAAGAUGAGGCUUGUGAAGGAGAUGACAUUGGUGAUUGUGAUUAUUGGACAGUUGAUUAUAAUGCAGAAGAAGAAGAAGUAUCAGUGAGACAUAAUCGUGAAUCAUUCUCAAGACUUUUGGUCCGAGUACCAUGGUCUGAUACCAAGCUAUUCUCUAAAUUGGCGUUUUUGAGCAACAUGGCUUGUGUGAUACCAGAGAUCGAGGCCAAGGAUUUGAAAAAAUAUUAUGGCCUACAAUUUGUAACAUCGUCACUGGAGAAGAAAGCAGAGGCCGCUGUUAUUAAAACCAAGCUGGAUGAGGACUCCACUAGAGUACCCGAAAUUGCCUCAAUAGAUAUUGAUGCCAGUUCACAGAAAGCUGUGGAUUUUGAGAAGAAAUGUCCCAUCCACCCAUCUGUUGCUUACGAGAUUGCUGCCUCAGCUGCAUCUUAUGUCCAGUUUAGCCCCAAGGGCCUUUUGUGCCCAGGCCCUGAAUCGAAGGAGGGUGAUGGUGAGGCUUCAUUCAAAACCGAAGGCCAACCACAAGAGGAGGGAGAGAGUUCAACCCGAUUAUAUAAGUCAGAGGUGGCCGCUUACAUGGCAGCUUCAACAAUGACUGUAGUGGUUGCUGCUGGAGAGAGGGAAAAGCUGGAGGCAGCAAGGGACCUUCAGUCACUCCAUUCAUCACCUUGUGAAUGGUUUGUCUGUGAUGAUUUAAGCACUUAUACUCGCUGCUUUGUGAUUCAGGGAUCAGACUCUUUAGCAUCUUGGCAAGCAAACCUUUUCUUUGAACCAACUAAAUUUGAGGGUACAGAUGUGCUUGUUCAUAGAGGAAUUUAUGAAGCUGCAAAGGGAAUAUAUGAGCAAUACAUGCCAGAAAUAAUUGAACAUAUGAACAAAUAUGGGGAUCGUGCAAAACUUCAAUUUACUGGCUCUCUUGGGGGAAGUCUCUCUCUUUUAGUCAACUUGAUGCUACUGACCAGAAAGGUUGUCAAGCCCUCCCAUCUACGGCCAGUUGUCACUUUCGGCUCGCCAUUUGUGUUCUGUGGAGGUCAGAACUUGCUUGAUGAGUUGGGUUUGGAUGAGAGCAACAUUCAUUGUGUGAUGAUGCAUAGAGAUAUUGUCCCUAGAGCCUUCUCUUGCAACUACCCUGAUCAUGUUGCCUCACUGUUGAAGCGUUUAAAUGGAUCCUUUCGCUCACAUUCUUGUUUAAUAAAAAAUAAACUAUUAUACUCUCCUUUGGGCAAACUAUUCAUUCUUCAACCUGAUGAGAAGUCAUCACCUGCACAUCCAUUACUCCCACCAGACAGUGCUCUAUAUGUAUUGGAAAAGACCCAGAUUGGGUACUCUACAAGUGCCCUAAGAGCCUUCCUCAAUAGUCCACAUCCACUAGAGACCCUAGGCGAUCCAACAGCCUAUGGUUCAGAAGGUACAAUCUGCAGAGACCAUGACUCAAGCAACUAUCUGAAGGCUGUGAAUGGGGUUUUAAGGCAACGUUCAAAAAUGGUUGUUCGGAAAGUAAGAGAACAGAAGAAUCUGCUGUGGCCGCUUCUUACUUCACCUUCACACACAUGGAACUACGAGAGUGAUUAGAGCAACAGCAGUUUAGCGACCAAGGAGAUAAUGACUGGCGUUUGA
Quercus robur (English oak) is the source of this 2097-nucleotide messenger RNA. Its product is annotated as phospholipase A1 PLIP1, chloroplastic. The record is from RefSeq and is a predicted model, not a curated record. Gene Ontology annotation, biological process: lipid metabolic process. Gene Ontology annotation, molecular function: glycerophospholipid phospholipase A1 activity. Lineage: Eukaryota; Viridiplantae; Streptophyta; Magnoliopsida; Fagales; Fagaceae.